GUACAAAUUAUGACAAAAGCCUUGCAUUUGGUUGCUUAACUUGCCUUUAUUUGCUUGAACUGCUUGUUGUGGCAUUUGUGUGUGAAUAUGUGCUUUUGUCUGUUCCAGAGCAGACUCAGGAGAGCAUCCAGCGCUUUGAGCAGCAGGCAGGGCUGAGGGAUGCUGGCUACACCCCCCACAAAGGCCUCACUACCGAGGAGACCAAGUAUCACCGAGUGGCUGAGGCAGUCCAUAAGCUAAAAAUGCAGAAUGGAGAGAUGAUGAAAGAUGACAGACAGACUUCUUCUGCUCAGUCCACUCCAAGCAGCACUCCCCACUCCUCUCCCAGGCAUAAAACCAGGAUUUGGUUUAGUCAGGGAUCCUCUACUUCUCUAACUGGUCCAGACUUUACUGUGGAAACUGGUGGGGACAAACUGCCAUCUGAAAGAUGGAGCUUUUUUGGACCCAAAACCAUCCAGAAAUCCACCAAUGAUCCAGGAGGAUUUACCAUCCAGUCCUAUAAGGGUGCCCAGAAGCCAUCCCCAAUGGAGCUGAUGCGUGCUCAGGCUACUAGGAUGCCAGAGGAUCCAGUUACCUUCAAGCCACCCAAAAUGGACACUUCAGUCACAGAAGGGAGGAAACAAUCUCCACGGUCCCAUAAUCUCAAACCUCGGGAUCUGAACGUGCUGGCUCCCACUGGGUUCUAGGAAGAAUGCUUCUGGUGUCUUUAGCAUCCUACAGGG
Nestor notabilis (Kea) is the source of this 722-nucleotide messenger RNA. Its product is annotated as KIAA1191 ortholog. Gene Ontology annotation, cellular component: cytoplasm. The transcript is spliced from 4 exons. NCBI's taxonomy places the organism in Eukaryota, Metazoa, Chordata, Aves, Psittaciformes, Psittacidae. The annotation marks the transcript as partial. The record is from RefSeq and is a predicted model, not a curated record.